This is a messenger RNA of Trachymyrmex septentrionalis, 939 nucleotides long. It is a transcript of the gene Acbp1, whose product is annotated as putative acyl-CoA-binding protein. Gene Ontology annotation, biological process: fatty acid metabolic process. NCBI's taxonomy places the organism in Eukaryota, Metazoa, Arthropoda, Insecta, Hymenoptera, Formicidae. The record is from RefSeq and is a predicted model, not a curated record. Gene Ontology annotation, molecular function: fatty-acyl-CoA binding. Bases 112 to 381 code for a protein of 89 amino acids. The transcript has 3 exons.
UAGUCAUCUAUUAUCGCGGCAUCCAUAACAAGAGUGUCGUAACCUCACAUACGAUUCUUUCUCUACAUCACAGUCAACAUAAUUUGGCUCUAAAACUCCGGAUAUCUCAUUAUGUCGUUGGACGAAAGAUUUAAUGAUGCGGCUACAGUGGUAAAGAAAUUGGCUGCGCAACCAGAAGAUGAAGAUUUACUCGAAUUAUAUGCAUUGUACAAGCAAUCUACCAUUGGCGACUGUAAUACAGAGAGACCGGGUAUGUUGGAUUUCAAAGGAAAAGCUAAAUGGGAUGCUUGGAACGGUAAAAAAAGUAUGGGACAAGAAACGGCGAAAGAGCAAUACAUCACUAAAGUGGAAGCAUUAAUCGCUUCGAUCGGAAAGAAGUAGUGGGUUUUCACAUUAUCAAGCGUAUACGUACACAUGAAUAUUCGAACACUUGUGAUUUCAUUCGAUCAAUUAUAAAACUUAUUCACUAUUGAAGAAACACCCAAAAUUUUACAAGCACAUAUGCAAAUGAUCAGUAUAGAUAUAGUAAAUACCGAUUUUAUUUAAUUCCACUGAUUUAUAUGAAUUUUGUAUCCAAUGAUUAUUGCAAUUAGCAUAAAACUAUUUGUCGCAUAUAUCUGUCGUAAUUGAUUUCCUUUUAUAAAAUAAUAAUUUGAUCUCUGCCGUUUACAGUAGUCCCAUACUGAAAUUUCACAAUUUGCUUUAUAUUCAAGAUAAUUAGUGUAUAUUAAUAAUGUAUUUCUAUAACAUCUUUUUUCUUAUUAUAUACACAUGUGUAAAUAGCUAUAAUCGAAGGAAAUAUGAUCAAAAACGAUUUUUCUAACAAUUUCUCAACGGUGCACAUUUAGCGCGUAUUUAGCUAAAACUUAAAUCAGUAAAUAACGCUAGAGCCAACGACAAUAAAAAUACACAGCAAUAAAAAUAAAUUAUGCUAUAAAU